Messenger RNA from Ictalurus furcatus (blue catfish), 2991 nucleotides. Its product is annotated as zinc finger and BTB domain-containing protein 5. Gene Ontology annotation, molecular function: protein binding; RNA polymerase II cis-regulatory region sequence-specific DNA binding; DNA-binding transcription factor activity, RNA polymerase II-specific. The transcript has 4 exons. NCBI's taxonomy places the organism in Eukaryota, Metazoa, Chordata, Actinopteri, Siluriformes, Ictaluridae. The record is from RefSeq and is a predicted model, not a curated record. Gene Ontology annotation, cellular component: nucleus. Gene Ontology annotation, biological process: regulation of transcription by RNA polymerase II. The coding region runs from base 161 to 2146 and encodes 661 amino acids.
GGCCGGUAGCUACCUAGCUAACUGUUAGCGCACGAUGGGAUAUUAUUUGGCGACUGAAGGUCCGACAACUUCACCAGCUAGCAGACUAACUAAUGUCGGCUAAUUAAUUAACUAACUGACUAGCUGCACCGAGGUGGUUUAUUGUGUACACGCAAAGGUCAUGGACUUCCCGGGACACUUUGAGCAGAUCUUCCAGCAGCUGAACUACCAGCGUGUCCACGGGCAGCUGUGUGAUUGCGUGAUCGUGGUGGGCAGCCGGCAUUUUAAAGCUCACCGUGCCGUCCUGGCCGCAUGCAGUACGCACUUCCGCGCGCUCUUUAGCGUCUCCGAGGGGGACGGUAGCUUGAGCGUAAUCCGGCUGGAUUCGGAGGUGGUGACGGCCGAGGCGUUCUCGGUGCUCGUGGACAUGAUGUACACUUCCACGCUGACGCUGGGAGAGAGCAACGUCAUGGACGUGUUACUGGCUGCGUCUCAUUUGCAUUUAAACGCAGUAGUGAAAGCUUGUAAGCAUUACCUGAACACUCGGACUUUGCCGAAGUCUCCUCUUCGCGAGCGCGGGAGUCAGCGUGUUGAGCAGCAGCAGCUGAACAACGGGUCUAACACACGCCUCCAGCGAUCGUUCCUCCUGCAGCAGCUCGGCUUAAGCGUGGUCAGCUCCGCCCUCAACGAAGAAACCGAGGAGGACGGGAGCGCGGCCGGUCGAGGGGCGGGGUCGGUUUCGGGAAGUGGACUGUUAGACCAGCGUGACUCUUUCUACCCACAACGCCGCUUGCAGAAGCGCAAGCAGUCGUUUUCUCUGAUUCGCUCAGAGGCGGAGAGCCCACGGCAGAGGCCGCGCCUCACUUCACAAGCCCAGGGCAUCGUGGAGGAUUGUGGGGAGGGAGGAGCUAGAGGGGAGGAGCUUCUGUCCCCGGACUCGCAUAGCAAGACCAUAGAUGAGGAUUCCAAACUGGACGUGGUGGUGAUCGGGGCGGACGAGCGAGAUGAGUACAGAAGGGCAGUGGCGCAAGAGGACGUGCAGCUGCCCAGCCAAUCGGACGGCGGCAGAGGGAGCAGGGCAGAGCCUCUGCUUCUGCCACGGAAGGAGGAAUAUCCAGAUGGCGUUGGUGUACACGUGAAAGGUGGAGGUGAUGAAGAAGCACAGCGUAUGCAGGUGGUGGUGAAGAGCGAGCCGAUCAGCUCACCUGAACCUGCAGACGAGACCAGUGAUGUCACGUCGCAGGCCGAGGGCAGUGACCAGGUGGAGGCCGCGGGAGAGAAGCUGGAGCUGAGUCCCGAAGGCAGCGAGCACAGCUUCAGCGACCCUCAGCCCAGCUCCGACAUCCUGAUCUCAGAAAUCAAGGGACCGGUCAUCGAAGGGGAAAGAGCGGGCGAUACAGGAGGAGGUGUAGACCGAAGAGAAAGAGGCGGGGGUCUGCUGAGCUCGAUGAGCUUCGACCGCGGGUCCGUUCCCAACACCACGACAGGGGAGUGCGCACUGGACCACGAGCCCCCUCGUUUCCUGUUCGGCUCCGACUCAUCGUCUGCUAUGCACCUCCCCCUGUCUCAGAGCUUCCUCUCGGGAGAGGCGCAGGAGUUUUCCAACAUGCGUUCCGACGCGCUUCUGCUUCAGCCCGUGCUCGACAGGAUCGCGUCUUCGUCGUCGUCGUCUUCAGAGCAACUGGCGUUGGAGUUUCAGAGGAACAUUUGCCGAGGCGGCGCGUAUAGGUUUCCUCCUUACCGACGCAUCGCGCCGAAAUCCGCAGCGGGAGCCGCUUUGAUGCAGGACGCCGCGUCCUCGUCCUCGAUGCUUGUAAACGGUGCUAAUUUUGACUGUUCUGGCCAACGAGGAAGCAACUCGAACUCGAAUCCUCUGCCCCAGUUGACGCGCGCGUCAGCAGACGUGCUCUCCAAGUGCAAGAAGGCGCUCUCGGAGCACAACGUCCUGGUGGUCGAGGGAGCGCGCAAGUACGCGUGUAAAAUCUGCUGCAAGACCUUCCUGACGUUAACAGACUGCAAGAAGCACAUCCGAGUGCACACGGGCGAGAAGCCGUACGCGUGCCUGAAGUGUGGCAAGCGCUUCAGCCAAUCCAGUCACCUGUACAAACACUCGAAAACCACCUGCCUGCGGUGGCAGAACAGCACCAUGUCGAGCGGACUGCUUUAGGAUGACGUAACGCGCUCCUCGGCGGACUGCUGGACACACACGUGCGUCUGAUGCAGCCUCUACGUUCAUGUUGAAUUUGUGAAGAAUCACCUCGUGCUAAGAGUUCAUCACUGGAUAGAUGACGGUGCCAUCUACUGACGGAGAAUACUCCUACUAAACACUGCAGUUAGAGCUGAAGGAAAGGCCAUACAGCCGCCAUGAUGACAUCAGCUUCCUCUUCGUUUCACAACCAGCCCAGAAGUCUGUUCAGAACCCGUUUUCCUCCCUCACACCCUUCCUCACUUCCUCCCUCCUUUUCUUCCUUUCUCAUUUCCUUCAUCCCUUCCUUCCUCCUUCCCUUCCUCCCUCUCUUCUUUCCCUUGCUCCCUUCCCUCCUAGCACCCACCUUUCCUUCAUCUCUCAUUUUCCUUCCUCCCUCUCUUCCUUCCUUUCUCCCUUCCCUCCUAGCACCCUCCUUUCCUUCCUCUCUGAUUUCCUUCCUCCCUCUCUCUCUCCUUUCCUUCAUUUCCUUCCUCUCUGAUUUCCUUCCUUUCCCUCUCUGUUUCUCUCUCUCCUUUCCUCCAUCCUUUCCUUCCUCUCCCUCUCUCUCUCUCUCUCUCUCCUUUCCUCCAUCCUUUCCUUCCUCUCUGAUUUCUUUCCUCUCUCUCUCUGUCUCUCUUGCUCUCUCUCCUUCCUCUCUGAUUUCCUUCCUCUCUGAUUUCUUUCCUCUCUAUCUCUCUCUCUCUCUCUCUCUCCUUUCCUUCAUCAUUUCCUUCCUCUCUGAUUUCCUUCCUCCCUCUCCUUUGCUCCAUCCUUUCCUUCCUCUCUCUCUCUCUCUCUCUCUCUCUCUCUCUCUCUCCUUUCCU